Messenger RNA from Thunnus maccoyii (southern bluefin tuna), 1192 nucleotides. Its product is annotated as SUN domain-containing protein 3-like. Gene Ontology annotation, biological process: nuclear envelope organization. The record is from RefSeq and is a predicted model, not a curated record. Gene Ontology annotation, cellular component: nuclear envelope; meiotic nuclear membrane microtubule tethering complex. NCBI's taxonomy places the organism in Eukaryota, Metazoa, Chordata, Actinopteri, Scombriformes, Scombridae. Bases 108 to 1160 code for a protein of 350 amino acids. Gene Ontology annotation, molecular function: protein-membrane adaptor activity. The transcript has 10 exons.
CUUGGAAUCAUUUCACACUGUGAAGAACUCAGUUCAUCCACAGUUUAGUGUUUCCUUUCUCAUCAGAGUAAAAAGCACUGGUUGCUCCAGUCCAUCACUUUUCAGUCAUGGCAUGGCAAAGCUGUCGCUUGCUUUCAAUGGGAUACUAUGAUAAGGAGGAAGAGCCUCGGCUUACAUACAAGGAAACCCCAUUCAGGGUCUUUCGGAGGAAGAGGGGUCGUCGCCGUUCUGGUGCCGGCACGGUCGCUAAAAAAUUAAGCCCAUCUCCCCUUGCUGACGACGUUGACCACCUGCUGCCCCAGGAUGGGGGGGACAAAAACAGUUUCUGGACGAGGUUUAGCCCCAAAACUGUUGCCGGCCUCCUCUUCAUCAUCCUAAUGUGUUUUGGAGGAUGUUCGUACAUAAUGUAUGAUUCAAGCAGGACCGGUGUCAAUCAGAGUUCCGGAUGGCUGGAGAACAUGGGCUGGGCUGGAAAUGAUUUGGGGAAGAUGCAGGCGCAGCUGACAAAGCUGCAGGACGACAUGGCCGGAGUUGAUGUUAAGAUGAUGCAGAUGCAGCUAAAAGAGCUGCAGGAUGAGCUGUUCGGUCUGACGAAAAAGCUUCUUCCUGUGGCAGACACUAUGCCAAAUUUUGCUCUGGAAUCGCAGGGUGCCAACGUCCUUCACCAUCUUACCUCACAAACAUAUUACACCCAGCCACCACUGGUGACAUUUUGGGGAAUACCUUUGUGGUAUCCACCUGCAAACCCUCGGACUGUCAUCCAGGGACACUCCUCACCUCUGACUCCCGGUCACUGCUGGGCCUUUGCAGGAAGACGUGGACAUUUGUUGAUUUCCUUGUCACACCCAGUCACCAUCACCCAUGUGACACUGGGUCACAUUUCAGGCAUGCAGUCCACCGCUGGCUUCGCUUACAGCGCUCCAAGGGAGUUUUCUGUCUAUGGAAUAAAGACAGCAAAUGGUGAAACGACUCGACUGGGAACCUUUGUAUAUGAUCCAAAUGGGGAGUCAUUACAGACCUUCAAGCUCCCUGAUCAUACAAAAGGCGUCUUCAGAUUUGUGAAGUUGCAGAUUGAGAGCAACUGGGGCCAUCCAGAGUACACCUGUGUUUACAACUUCAGGGUCCAUGGGAAAAUGCCACUGAUAUCUGUAACUCCUUAAAGAGUAAAACACAAUAAAAGAGAUUCAAGAAA